This is a messenger RNA of Cygnus olor (mute swan), 5147 nucleotides long. RefSeq names its product kelch like family member 21 (gene KLHL21). NCBI's taxonomy places the organism in Eukaryota, Metazoa, Chordata, Aves, Anseriformes, Anatidae. Gene Ontology annotation, molecular function: protein binding. Gene Ontology annotation, biological process: protein ubiquitination. The record is from RefSeq and is a predicted model, not a curated record. The transcript has 4 exons. Bases 405 to 2387 code for a protein of 660 amino acids.
GGGACGGGCGGCAGCUCGGGGCUCUGUCGGUGCCGGGGGGCUCCGGGCCCGAGCAGCCGGUUUGUGGCGGGCAGGGCGGCGCCGCGGGGCGGGGGGAUCGGCGCGGGGCUGGGGGCGCGGUGCCCGCUGGAAACGCCCGUGUCAGCGGCUCGCGCUUGAGGACGACGCCGCGGCCCCGCUCGGGGCGGGGAGGGCUCCUCCCGUCGGGCACGCGACCCGCGGCGGAUGCCUGGUGGCUUAGGCGCGGCGCUCACAAAGCCGCCAGCUUUACAGAGUGGUCCGGCCCUCGCGAGGCUGCUUUAAUCCCGGGAAACCUGACCACGGGCUUCUUAAAAAUGUGAUUUGACUGAGUGCAGCAGGCUCCUGGCGGUGCCAGCACGUUAUGCAACUGCUGCUCCCCCGUGAUGGGGAAGGAGAACGUCUGCAGGGGCUGUUUAGUUUAUCCCGUUUCCCGAGCAGAGGACGUUUCUCCCUGCGCUAACCCACCUGUUUGGUUUUUUCUUCUCCUGCAAGCUGCUCUCAGGGUUGAUCGAGGGGCUCCGUACCGGCUGUGGCGCAGCGCGUCCUCCUCCAGGCAGGGCAUGGCAGCGAGCACGGGCAGCGGCGGGACGGCGGCGGCGGCGGCAGCGACCGGGGAGCCAGCUCACGCGGUGUCUCUGCUGCGGGGGCUGAGCGCGCUGCGAGCGGAGCGGAGCCUGCUGGACGUGACGGUGGUGGCGGGCGGGCGGGAGUUCGGGGCCCACCGCGCCGUGCUGGCCGCCGCCUCCGGCUACUUCCGCGCCAUGUUCGGCGGGGCGCUGCGGGAGGCGCGGGCUGAGCGCGUGCGGCUGCACGGCGUGGAGCCCGAGUGCCUGGCGCGCCUCCUCGACUUUGCCUACACCGGCCGCGUGGGCGGGCUGGGCCCCGACAUCGCCGAGCGCCUUCUGCGUGCCGCCGACCUGCUGCAGUUCCCCGCCGUCAAGGAGGCGUGCGGUGCCUGGCUGGCGCGCCAGCUGGAGCCCGCCAACGCGCUGGACAUGCAGGACUUCGCCGAGGCCUUCGCCUGCCCCGCGCUGGCGGCCGCCGCGCACCGCUUCGUCCUGCGACACGUGAGCGAGCUGGGCGCCCAGCUGGAGCGGCUCCCGCUGCCGCGCCUGCUCUCCUACCUGCGCGAUGACGGGCUCUGCAUCCCCAAGGAGGAGGCCGCCUUCCAGCUGGCGCUGCGCUGGGUGCGUGCCGAUCCCGCCGCCCGCGCCCCGCUGUUGCCCCAGCUCCUGGCGCACGUCCGUCUGCCCUUUGUGCGCCGCUUCUACCUGCUGGCCCACGUGGAGGGCGAGCCGCUGGUGGCCCGCUGCCCGCCCUGUCUGCGCCUCCUCCGUGAGGCCCGCGACUUCCAGGCUGCCCGCCUCGACCGCCACGACCGCGGGCCCUGUGCCCGCAUGCGGCCCCGGCCCUCCACCGGCCUCGCCGAGAUCCUCGUCCUCGUCGGCGGCUGCGACCGCGACUGCGACGAGCUCGUCACUGUCGACUGCUACAACCCACGCACCGGCCACUGGCGCUACCUGGCCGAGUUCCCCGAGCACCUGGGCGGGGGUUACAGCGUCGCCGCGCUGGGCAACGACAUCUACGUCACCGGGGGGUCGGACGGGUCAAGGCUGUACGACUGCGUCUGGAGAUACAACUCCAGUGUGAACGAGUGGACGGAGGUGUCCCCGAUGCUGAAAGCCAGAGAGUACCACAGCUCCACGGUGCUGGACGGGCUGCUGUACGUCAUCGCCUCCGACAGCACGGAGCGCUACGACCACUCGGUGGAUAGCUGGGAGGCUCUGCAGCCCAUGCUGUACCCCAUGGACAACUGCUCCACCACCUCGUGCCGCGGCAAGCUGUUCGCCAUCGGCUCUCUCUCUGGCAAGGAGUCCAUGGUUAUGCAGUGCUACGACCCCGACAGUGACCUCUGGUCCCUUGUCAACUGCGGCCACCUGCCUCCGUGGUCCUUCGCGCCCAAGACGGUGACGCUCAACGGGCUCAUGUACUUCAUAAGAGAUGACUCAGCUGAAGUGGAUGUUUACAAUCCAGUGAAGAAUGAAUGGGAUAAAAUCCCUGCCAUGCUUCAGGUUCACGUUGGGGGGAGCGUGGCCGUGCUAGGCGGGAAGCUCUACGUCUCUGGUGGCUAUGAUAACACGUUUGAACUCUCAGACGUCCUGGAAGCUUACGACCCCGAAACGCGAACGUGGAGCGUGGUGGGCCGACUCCCUGAGCCCAUCUUCUGGCACGGCAGCGUCAGCAUAUUCCGACAGUUCAUGCCGGAAACCACGCAGGAGGAUGACAGCAUCACGCUGGACAACACCAUCAACUUGAACAGGCAGCGCCAGAACCUUCACAACCAGAACCUUAACGAGCUUCGUUAGCAGGGCAGCGCGCUGUCCCUGGCUCGAUGCGAGUUCAUUAUCCAGAACCAGUGUUGCUUUGAGAGAAGACAGAGGCAAAUUGGUGCUUGGAAACACAUAUACUGAUCAGUAGAGGGAGUAAAAAUUCUGAAUGUUUGAAAUGCUGUUGUAGAAUCCUAGCUGGCAGAACACGAGGCCUCCGGGCACAGCGGUCCUCAGUCCUUCUCUGUGGAGGCAGAAGGCGCAGCACUACUCACAGGGAAGAUCUGAGAGGCAAACUCUGAAGAAAACAGUUGUGUUAAACAUCACUGCAGCAUCACGACUUACAGCUUUUGGUCAGAUGCCUUUCACUUUGAGCUCCUUCACCCUGCAACGCUUUGUUUGUCACCAGAUUCCUUUCUUCAGUUUCUUCCUACGGAGAGAAAAAAAGGAACAGAAGGAAAUGGGCAGGACCGACCCGCCGAUGGCCUGAGCCUCCUGCGGUGGGAGGGGUCUGUCCAGCAGGACUGUGGUCUGCACCCUGCCCCUCUGCUGUGUGCUUCAGAGGGAGACAGGCCUCUCGCACAUCUGCCUCGGUGCGGUUAGAGGGGAAGAGACCUUCCUGAAUGAGAGGUUACUGUGAGAGCGUAGCCCUUCCUGUCAUGUCACCGUAGCCCUUGGCUCCUGUUCAUGCCCUCGGAAAGAACGUGUCUGUAUAGCAGGGAUCUUAGAGAGUCUGGGUUACGAAGCUUCGCCUGUCCUGUUGUCUGAAUUUAGUUCUUCGUGUAUUUUGUUGUUUUUAAGUUUCGUCAUUGAAACUUCUGCAGGUGUUUCUUUUCCUAUCCUUCCUAGAAGAACACUUUUUUUUUCUCGGAACACCUUUAUUUAUCUUUUAAUCGUAUUGUUACAACUAGGGUGCCUUCAUUUCUGGUCACCCAAACUGCACUGUUCUUUAAAGGGAAAGGGAAAAGAGAAUCCCCCUCAGCUGGCUUGUGGAGUGACUUCUAGGGCUCGUGGCUCGUGCCAGAGGCCCUCAGGGAGGAGCCUUCCUUCUCCUUUACUAUUUUGACAGAAUUUGUUCCUACGGGGUUGCCCAGCUUGGGGCUGAACAUAGCAGAAAAUGUCUGUGUGGCUUGUUCUGUGACUAGUUCUCGUGACUAACAGAAUUUACUGUCAAUUCUUCUGUAGCAGGCUAUCAGCACGUGCUGUGUCGGGCAGGUAGGCCCUGUGUAUCGAGGGCAAGUUCUUAUUCCUUCACUGCUGUAAAAAAGCUAGGUUGGAAUUCUGCUAUUUUAGAAGAAAGAAAAAAAAAGAUUGCCUGGAAAGGUAAGCACAACUUCCCUAGAAGAUUUGCCACAGACUUGUAGAAGAAAAGCUGGUGGUGUUUAGACACCAUGGUGCAGAAAUGCAUUAGCUGGUGUGAGGCAACCUGCUGAACCCUCGGAGAGUUCUCGUGCCUGUCUCAUCUUCACUUUGCAGAAGCUCUUGGAAUCUGAGUAAUUGGAAAAUGCUGCUGAGGUCAUUUGGCGAAGGUGUAGGAGUUAGCAAGAGUGUUGUGGAUUGAAAGUUAGUUAUUUUAGGGUUUUCUUUGUGUGUGUGUGUGUGGCACGUGUAAGAUUUGCCUUUGUACUUGCUCAAGUGACCUAGGUAGCGUGAAUUGUAUUUCCUCAAUAUACCUUCAGCUGAAGAGAAGCUGCUUGCAGUUUACUUGUGGAAUGUUUCUUGAAAAAGAAAACAGUUAAGAUUGCAGUAUGGCUCAUCUGAAAAUGGGCACUACUUCCAGGAAAUUGUAGUGUAAUAGUGGCUGAAAUGGUGGCUAGAUUUGCUCUUUUUUCUGCCUUUGGUUUUUAACCAAUAGGAAAAAAAAAAAAAAAAAAAGGAAAGCCCGUCUGCUUGGGUUGCAUGCCUUCUGGCUUGCCGUUGAGUGCAUCAGAACCCUAUCUCUCUAAAGUCAACACGUUCACAGCUUUAAAAAUCUGUUUUGCCUUGAAUACUAUUUUAUGCUAAGCUACUUAGCUGUGAAACUUGAGAAAGCUGUUUAUGAAGCUUGGGCUUUGCUCAAAGUCUGAAACUUUGACAGUGCCUUGAAACUGCCGCCCGCGGCAGAGGAUCCAUGGCGAGGCGGGAGCAGCAGGGGUCCCCCGGGCGCAGCAGGCUCUCCUUGCUGGUUUUGUCUUAAGGCGCAGGGAAGUGCGGUUGCACGAGCCGCUGGUGGAGCUUUCCUCCUCGUGGCACAGUGGGGCUGGGGCGAGGGCUGUGCUUUGGCGGUCCCUGUUGGGUGGAGGAGCCAGACAGCGGGACACACGGGAGCCAGCAGCUCAGGGCCCACCCUCCGUUUCCGGGAGAAUCGCCGCGUCCCGCUGUGCUGAGCCAGCACACCAAAGCCACCUGUCCGCACAGCACUUCGUGUGUGGGGAGAAAAAGCGGCGGCUGCGACGUGGUGAUGCUCGAGAGACCUGCGCAAGUGUGAAGACCCCGAGCUGCCCGUGUGCGCUGUACGGCUGAACUUGUGUUGCAGACUGAAGUAUUUAUGCUGAACUAUAACUAGUACGUACACUAUAUCUCAUACUGUAGUGCUCACUGCUGGACCUGCCACCCUGAAAUUACCAAACCAGCUAAACAAUUAUGGAUUCGUAUUUAUUUUUUGUAAAAUCCAUUGUGUCCAAAUCUUUGAGUACUGUUUAAAUACCAUCCUUUGAAACAAAGGCAUUUUACAUUUACAGAUAAUGUAUUUUUAUUCUCAUAAUUUGUUUUUAAAUUUACUUGCAACAGUCAAGUUAAAUAAAACGUUACAUAAAUCUC